Messenger RNA from Papaver somniferum (opium poppy), 1150 nucleotides. Its product is annotated as probable carboxylesterase 2. Gene Ontology annotation, molecular function: hydrolase activity. The record is from RefSeq and is a predicted model, not a curated record. The coding region runs from base 50 to 997 and encodes 315 amino acids. Lineage: Eukaryota; Viridiplantae; Streptophyta; Magnoliopsida; Ranunculales; Papaveraceae. The transcript has a single exon.
ACAUGGUAUUGGUACCCAACAUUAUGACUGACAGUCAACCUCUCCUUCAAUGGCUUCAAGCAUUGAGCAAGAAGUAGAUCAUGAGUUUCAACCCUUCCUAACAGUAUACAAAAAUGGGAAAGUAGUUAGACAUCUAUUUACAGAUGAAGUUCCUGCAUCAGUUGAUACCCAAACUGGUGUCGCAUCAAAAGAUGUUUCAAUUAAUCCGAGUCUAUCAGCAAGACUCUAUCUUCCAAUAGUCUUAAAUCAUCAAAACAAAUUACCCCUUCUCAUUUACUUUCAUGGUGGAUGUUUUGUUUCUGGAUCAGCUUUUUCUGCCUCUUACCAUCAAUUUGUCAACUCAUUAGUUGCCGAAGCUAAUGUUGUCGCAAUAUCCGUUGACUACAGAUCAGCUCCUGAACAUCCUGUUCCAAUAGCUUUUGAUGAUUCAUGGGAAGCAAUUCAGUGGGUGAUUUCUCAUUCCAUGGGAGAAGGAAGUGAAUCGUGGUUAAAUGAUCAUGUCGAUUUCAAUAGGGUUUUCUUAUCUGGCGACAGUGUAGGCUCAGCUAUUGCACAUAACAUGGCAAUGAAAACUGGACAACUAUGUGAUGAUUUUAAGCUUCUUGGUAUAGCUCUGAUUCACCCUUUCUUUUGGGGUAAAGAAAGGAUUGGGGUGGAAAAACUUGAUCCAGAGAAGAACGUAAUUUCUGAAAGGACUUGGUUAUACGCGUGUCCGUCGUCAACACUGGGGAACGACGAUCCAAGGAUCAAUCCGUUUGCAGUUGGAGCGCCAAGCUUGUCAGGUCUGGGUUGUGACAGGGUUCUGGUUUGCAUUACAGAGGAUGAUGUGUUGAAGGAUAGGGGUUUGCUUUACUAUGAAACACUUGGGAAGAGCGGAUGGGGUGGACGAAGGGAGAUUAAGGAGACAAAGGGGAAAGAUCAUGUUUUCCAUCUUUUUGAUCCAUGUGAAGAAUCUCUUGAAUUGACAAAAUGGAUAGCUUCAUUUCUGAAUCAGUGAAUAAUGUGAUGAUCUUGGUGGUUUAUGGUUUUAAUUGUAUUUGUGCUUUCUGUGGUGUCGAGUGAUAAGAAACACCACUAGAAUAAAGUGUUUAUUUGUUUCCAUGGAUUUGAUUUUUAUGAAUAGCCCUUGGCUUGAGAAAAGCUUUUGCUA